Entrophospora candida is the source of this 232-nucleotide messenger RNA. The record is from the annotation of a GenBank genome assembly. NCBI's taxonomy places the organism in Eukaryota, Fungi, Glomeromycota, Glomeromycetes, Entrophosporales, Entrophosporaceae.
GAUAACAAUGGUAAUGAUGAUGGUGAUCACGAUGUUGAUGAUGAUAACAAUAAUGGCAAUAAUAAUGAUGUUGAUAAUAAUGAUAAUAAUGAAGGUGAAAUUAGGGCUGGUAAUAGCAAAAGAAAAAGGGCUGAAGAAACUGGGUAUAAUCUUCGCCCUAGAGACCCCAGAAAAAAUUAUAAGGACAGACCUUUGAGGUGUCCACAAAAAAAGAAGAGUUGUUAUGUGGUAG